AUGACAACAGUGGAAGAAUUCCUUCGGCCACCCCAUGGCCCGGAAGAAUUCGGCCAUGUUUUGGUCAGUAUUUUCGAGGAUAUUCACAUAAACCACGAUUCGGACAACAUUCUUCAGAGUGGUCAAAACCAUAGUGCAGACAACACUUCUGAGAAUAGCCAAAAUCAUGAUACAACCAACAGUCAUUACUCGCCGCUUGCCGAGUUUAUUCACCAUUGGACGGAAUUUGACGUUCACAGAAUAUCUCUGGAUCCGCUCAUUACAAACUGCCUCUCAAUGCCAUGUGAGGUGAGGUGGGAGCCGCAGGUUCCCACCUUUUCCCGUGUCAUCUAUAGCGAGCGGCAGCUUGAGGCUUUAUAUCUGCAGACACUCAUCACUCGGGUCAAUAUUGCUCUUGAUAAGGCAAUCCCAUCAACAGAAGACCGAAUCGCCAUCGUCAUAGGACCUGGAGCCUUUGAAAACGUCUCUCCCGAGGCCACUGCGAAAACGCUCAUACCAGACUGGAUAGUCGUUCAAGGCAAGUUUGACAUCGGUUUAGACGCCGAUGCGCUGCCGAUUCUAAAGGACCUCGCGGCGAAACGGAAGAUACUUGCUGUUGGCGAUACCAAGUUGGUCCGGCAACGGGACCGUAAACCCAAGGUCCUUUACACGAAUGCGUGCCAUCGCGACUUCUUGCGUCAGGUCCAAGAUUAUUGCCCUCAACUUGAAUCAAGCCCUCGUAAACCUAACCAGAGGGGAUUGCGUUCAAAUGGCGCACAACAGCUUAUCCCCGGCCUGGGCUCUCAAGGAUCUGAUGUCCCGGCUCCAACAGACCGGGACGAUGAUCUCCGGAGCCGGGACGAUGAUCCUCCCCGAACGCCGGGCACCGAUGACCCAUAUCUGCCGGAUCAGCUGCCACCGUUCGCAACGCCGGCCCCCGUUCCGUCUAAGCGACUGUAUUCAACCAGCCCCGAAGCAAGCCCUAUCGCUGCCGGCCAGAGAAGGUAUCAAGGGGGCCAUAGACACUCAAACAGUGAUGCGAGUAAUAGUGGCUCCCACCAGACUCCCAGCGAUCCGGCAUCAUCGUCUCAAGGCCAUAGCGGAUACGCUCCAUCGGAUAGAGACGUUGAUGUGGGAGCUAUACACAUACGAAGCUUUGAUAUGAUGGGUUGGGAGGAAGAUAAUUUUGACAUGAUGGAUUGGGGGGAAGAGAAAAGGGAGAGUCCCUACAGGGCUCUCUUUAUGUUCGUAAUGUGGGUUCGUGCAUUUAAACAGAGUGGGGAUACUCUUGAAAUUUGA
This is a messenger RNA of Trichoderma harzianum CBS 226.95, 1278 nucleotides long. RefSeq lists its product as hypothetical. The record is from RefSeq and is a predicted model, not a curated record. NCBI's taxonomy places the organism in Eukaryota, Fungi, Ascomycota, Sordariomycetes, Hypocreales, Hypocreaceae. The coding region runs from base 1 to 1278 and encodes 425 amino acids. The transcript has 2 exons.